AAAAUUGUUUUUGCCCCCCUGGUUGUUUGUCAAGGUUGCUAUACUACACACCUUGGUUUUGAGCGCCUGCUGCUCGAACUGUGUUCGCCUUCUGCUCGACUACUCGAGUUCUCCUUCCAGUCCAGCCGAGCAGUCGAGCAGCAUUAAUUUGCAGGAAGGGUUUUUGGUAAAAGCAAAACUUUCGACGCCGUAAUUACCUUCGAAUUCUGAACAAUGGCGCGUUCCAAGAAUCGCUCCGAAUCCGAGGAGUCCGAGAAGGUGGACAAGAAGCCGCGCGGCCGGGAUAAGGAUCGGAAAAAGCGGAGCUCAAGCAGCAGCGAUAGCAGCGGCAGCUCUUCCGAUAGCAGCUCAUCGCGCAGCUCGUCGGGAUCGCGUUCCAGCUCCAGCAGCAGUAGCAGCUCUUCAUCCAGUUCGUCUUCAUCGUCCAGCAGCGAGGCGGAACGGUCACGUACCAAGCGCAAGACCAACACGAAGUCGCGUUCCCGCAGUAAGAGCCCGGUAGCGGCCCAGUGGAACAAGGAAUCGUCGGUCAACAAGGAUGCGGCCGCGAAAGCGGUCCGUGGUAAAUCGAAGGAGAAGGAUCGUCGCAGCUCGGAACCGCGAGAUAAUGAUAAGGAGAACAGCAGCCGGCAACCGGCCCGUGGGGGUUCGGUGGAAAAGUCGAACAAAGAUUCACGCAGCCGUCGCUCACGGUCGGAUUCAUCGAAGCGUAAACGCAAGGAGCGCUCUCUUACACCCCGUCCGGUGCGCAUCCACAUCGGACGGCUGACGCGCAACGUUACCCGCGACCAUGUAAUGGAGAUAUUCAGCACCUACGGCGAGGUACGUAACGUGGAGUUUCCGAUGGAUCGUUUUCAGCCAUUUGGGCGCGGCUUUUGCUAUGUCGAAUACGCCGAUGCGGAUGGGGCUGAGAAUGCGAUGAAGCACAUGGACGGUGGUCAGGUCGAUGGGCAGGAGAUAACGGCUUCACCGGUGCUGUUGCCGAAAGCACGACCACCGCCCCGCCGACCUUCGCCGAUCAUGCGCAACAACCGGCCAAUGCAGCAGCGCUGGCGUUCGCCGAUGCGCUACCGGCGCCGUCCCUCGAUCAGACGUAGUCCGCGCCGCAGGCGUUCACGUAGUCCCGUUCGGCGACGCCGCCAGAGCAACAGCUCCGACAGUUCACGCUAGAGAGUGCAUAAGAUCGACCCGCCGUCGGAUGAUGGAACUUUUUACUUUUAAAAUUUUCUCAACACGAACUGCAUCAUAGAGGUAGCGAGUAGACAGAUACCUUCGCAUUAUAAGCUAAUCGUAAUUGCCCAUCGAGCUGAUGCAGGCGUUUUAGGACAGACCAGUCGACCUUUUCCGUUGGAACAAACGCGGACCAGAGAAAGGGAGAAGGGGAACGGGGGUAGAUAGAAAGUGGAGCUCCCGGUUCCGUACACAACAAACCGUUCACCACCGUGUGUUGCAUGCAUAGGGACGCUAAACGCUGUCCAACAACAAAGAUACACAAUCGGAUAAAUAAAAUCAAUUUCUCAUACUUUA
Molecule: messenger RNA, 1527 nt
Organism: Anopheles darlingi
Lineage: Eukaryota; Metazoa; Arthropoda; Insecta; Diptera; Culicidae
Gene: RnpS1
Product: RNA-binding protein with serine-rich domain 1-A
Exons: 3
Coding region: 214-1170 (318 amino acids)
Biological process (GO): mRNA splicing, via spliceosome
Cellular component (GO): nucleoplasm; ASAP complex; cytoplasm
Molecular function (GO): RNA binding
Source: RefSeq, a predicted model, not a curated record